This is a messenger RNA of Colius striatus (speckled mousebird), 531 nucleotides long. It is a transcript of the gene C4H8orf88, whose product is annotated as chromosome 4 C8orf88 homolog. Gene Ontology annotation, molecular function: eukaryotic initiation factor 4E binding. NCBI's taxonomy places the organism in Eukaryota, Metazoa, Chordata, Aves, Coliiformes, Coliidae. Bases 1 to 531 code for a protein of 176 amino acids. The record is from RefSeq and is a predicted model, not a curated record. Gene Ontology annotation, biological process: negative regulation of translational initiation. The transcript is spliced from 8 exons. Gene Ontology annotation, cellular component: cytoplasm.
AUGGAAAAUGAGAGUCAACCCUCUUUACAAGCCCAGGCAAGGCUGCUGAAACACUCACCUGUACGCUUGUCUGCAGUUUUUGAGAACAUUUCAGAAACUAGAACUUUUAUUGGUAAAUCCCUUCAGCCAACACGACCUGUUCGUCAUCUGUCUUCUAAAGAAGCAUCAGCCAUUGUGUUAAACCUUCCAACUGAAUUACCUAGCAACACUGAAGUAUGUGUGAAGAGUGAGGUUGGCUGGUCACCUGAAAUGACUGAAGUGAAGAUCUUAACUCAAACCACGAUGCUGUGUCAAGCAAAACAGCAUGAAUCAGAAACAAAGAAAGAAAGGAUCAAAUACAGCAGAGAUUUCCUUCUGAAACUUUCAAGUGUUUCUCUUUCAAAGAAGAAGCCUGCGUUUCUUCCUGAUCAUCCAAUUGUACUUGAAAAACCAGAAAAGAGCAACACUUUUAUUGGCAUGCAAGAAGUGACAGGUUGUUUGGAAGAUGAGAAAUCCAUCAAUGAAAGAACUACGUAUGAUGCAGAUCUUUAA